Messenger RNA from Solenopsis invicta (red fire ant), 4287 nucleotides. Its product is annotated as transposon Tf2-7 polyprotein. Gene Ontology annotation, biological process: DNA integration. The record is from RefSeq and is a predicted model, not a curated record. Gene Ontology annotation, molecular function: zinc ion binding; nucleic acid binding. Lineage: Eukaryota; Metazoa; Arthropoda; Insecta; Hymenoptera; Formicidae. The transcript has a single exon. Bases 1 to 4287 code for a protein of 1428 amino acids.
AUGGAUCCGCAUACACUGAAGAUGGCCCAGUUGAAGGGCAUAUUGGCCCAGUAUCAGCUGUCCACCAGCGGAAGAAAGACCGAGUUGAUAGCUCGUAUGCAGGAGGCCGAUCCUACAGGAGGAUGGAUACUAGAAGCUUCGCAACAGACGGAAGCUAACAAUGAUAACGCCGGCAAUUACGUAGAUCCAGAGAUCGGCGCGUCAUCACAAAGAGACGAGGCGGAUCAACGAGACUCAGACAACGCCCAUAGUCGCCGGGAAAUCGAUCUGCUAAUGCGGGAACGAGAGCUAAUGCAGCGGGAAAUUAACCUGCUAAAUAGAGAAAACGAAUUGUUGCGAGCAUCCCCAGGAACAACAACGUCAUCAACAAUAUCAAAAGCCACGAUGAGGAUCAAAAGCAUCGGUGAGCUGCUUAAUGAGUAUGUCGGAUCCAACGAAAAUUUUAUACAAUGGAAGGCUCAGGUAAACUUAAUACGAAAUACAUAUGAGCUCGACGAAAAUGCAACUAAAAUUCUAAUCAGUUCAAAAUUGCGGGGAAAGGCUCAAGAAUGGUAUCACUCGUUGGCAGACCAUUUAACAUUAUCGGUGGAUAUGCUGCUAGACAAAAUGGACGCCAUGUUCAACCAGCCCAUUGGACGAUUAGAAAGGAGACGACAGUUUGAAGAUAGACAGUGGAAAAGAGACGAAACGUUCAGCGACUAUUGCCAUAGCAAACUCAUUUUGGGAAAUCGAGUCCCAAUUGCUGAUGAUGAGAUGAUAGACUACCUGGUAGAGGGAAUACCGUCGGAGAGCUUACGGAACCAAGCCAAAAUACAGUCUUUCCCGUCCGUGCAGGCAUUGCUGACAGCAUUCCGUAAAAUUAAAUUGAGCACGACGGACGUAACUGCACGCCGUGAGUACGGUGGUACCAAACCAAACAGAUUCAAAAACCAAGAAUCAAAAACAAUUCAAAAAGGAUCCGACGAUUCCAAAUCCAGACCCAUCAAUAGAGGUGUUGUAAGAUGUUACAACUGCGACGUGACGGGCCAUUACGCCAAAGACUGUCCGGAUAAGAAGAAGAAAGAAGGAGAGAAAUCGAGCGGCAAGGGGGCCUCCGCACCAAAGGAACGUAGAGCUGAUCGUCAAGUGGGAUUGAUUCAUAACGACAAGAAGCACACAUUAGAGAAAACUUCUGAGGAUGAUGAACAGCAUGAUGAAGACGACGAAAUUCAAUUUAUCGACAUGCGUUCUGAUCCUAGCGAUGAGUUCCAGCAAACCGUAAAUAUUAAGAUAGAAAAUAACGUUAAUAACUCUUGUCUGGCUCGAAUAGAUACCGGGUGUCCAAUCACUCUCAUUAAAGAGCAAUUAGUAAAAAAUAGAAAUUUGCGCGUUCCGGGCAAAGAGUGGAGCAGAUUUCGAGGAAUCAAUAAUUCUAAGCUUAUUAUUAAGGGGUUAAUAGAUGUACAAGUUACCUUAGAUGGGGUCACUGCAACAGUUACUAUGGGUACUGUUCCGGAUUCCACGAUGUCUGUUCCGUUGUUGUUAGGCCGAGAUAUACUCAAGUUAUUAGGAUAUAAGUUGACUCGCAAUCCUAGUUACGAUCGGGUAGUUAGCGAAAUUCUAAAUAUAGACAACGAGUACAAUACUUCUGAUUAUAUUAAUACUAAUCUCAAUGUCCCUAUCGAAUAUAGGCAGACGAUGGAGCACAUUUUCAGUAAACAUUAUUUGGAACCCAGCAGGCCGGAGUCACCGAAAGUUAAAAUGGAAGCUACUUUGUCACUAAAGGAAAAUAAGAUUGUUCAGUUCGGACCAAGGAGGUUGGGAUUCGCUGAAAGGGAUAAGGUUAUAGUGAUACUGGAUGAUCUAAUAAAAAAAGGAAUAAUCCGAGAAAGUACCUCUGAAUAUGCAUCACCGGUCGUCUUAACGAAGAAAAAAAACGGCGAGAUCAGAAUGUGUAUCGACUACCGUGCCCUUAACAAAAUACUGGCCCGAGAUAACUAUCCGCUCCCACUGAUUGAGGACCAAAUAAGCAACUUGAGAGGUAAGCGAUUCUUUAGCAAAUGUGACCUAAAAAAUGGAUUCUACCACAUAGCGAUGUCCUCUGAAUCAAUUAAAUAUACGUCUUUUGUGACCCCAAUGGGGCAAUUUGAAUUCCUGCGGCUACCAUUUGGUCUCAAGAUCGGGCCUCAAUUAUUUCAACGAUUUAUUAACGAAGUUCUGAAGGACUUAAUCAGGGCCGGUACGGUCAUUGUUUAUAUGGACGACAUAUUAAUAGCCACCGAGACAGACGACGAGCACUUACAAAUUCUAAAACAGGUUUUCACAGCACUGGUACAAAACAAAUUGGAGCUCCGUCUUGAAAAAUGCUCAUUUUUAGAUACCGAGGUAGAAUACUUAGGAUAUCGGAUUACAAAGGAUGGAAUCAGACCGAAUGACAGAGGCAUUGAAGCAGUACUGAAUUUUCCGGAGCCUAAGACAACUAAAGAGGUUCAUUCAUUUGUAGGAUUAACUUCUUACUUUCGAAAAUUCAUAAAGGGAUUUUCCGUAAUUGCUCAACCACUAAAUAAUUUGCUAAAAAAGGAUGCCCACUUUAACUUUGGAAAUGCCGAACGAAACGCGUUUACGACUCUUAAAACCAAAUUAACAAAGGCUCCAAUUCUCGCAAUAUAUGAUCCCAAAGCCUACACUGAACUGCACUGUGACGCGAGUGCACAAGGAUUUGGAGCAGUUUUGUUGCAGCGCCAAUCGAACAAAGAAAUGCAUCCAGUCUUUUAUUUUAGCCGACGCACUACGGCGACCGAAUCUAAAUAUCACAGCUUUGAACUCGAGACUCUGGCUAUAGUAUACGCAUUACGUAGAUUUCGCAUCUAUCUACAAGGAAUCCACUUUACAAUAGUCUCUGACUGCAGUGCAGUCACCCAAACAUUGGAAAAACGCGAUAUAAAUGCUCGAAUUGCCAGAUGGAGUCUCGAGCUCCAAGGCUAUGACUUCAAGGUGGUGCAUCGACCCGGCCGCCGAAUGACUCACGUGGAUGCUCUAAGCAGAUCCUUUGGUGUACUCGUUAUAGAGGAUAACCCGUUUGAAUGGAAUCUGUCAAUACUGCAAUCACGGGACCCUAGGCUUAAAGAUCUGAUUUCGAAACUUGAGUUAGCAGAAGAUCCGCAUUACGAAUUAAGAAACGGACUAAUCUAUAAGAAGCACGGCGGAAAAGCUUUAUUUGUAGUACCAGAUUCAAUGGAGAAACAUGUAUUGUUCCGAUAUCAUAAUGAGAUGGGUCACAUAGGGAGUGGAAAGAUGAUUGAGUGUAUUCGACGCUCGUAUUGGUUCCCUAAGAUCCGGGAGAAGUGUGAAGAGCACGUGCAAAAUUGCCUAAAAUGCAUUUCUUUUUCACCAACGUCGGGCAAGAAAGAAGGAUAUUUACACCCAAUCCCUAAAGGAAACCGCCCUUUUGAUACCUUACACAUUGACCAUUUCGGGCCGGUUGAUAAGCAUACCUCCUUAAAGAAAUACAUUUUCCUCGUGGUCGACGCGUUCUCUAAGUUUGUCCGAUUAUUUGCUACAAAAACCACUAAUUCAAAAGAGGCUAUAGUUUAUUUAAUGCAAUAUUUUCAGAAUUAUGACAAACCGGCAACCAUCAUCUCCGACAGAGGCACAGCGUUCACGUCACAGGACUUUGAGACAUUCUUGAAGAAGUACAACGUUUGUCAUAUCAAAAUCGCUGUCGGAUCACCACAGGCAAACGGCCAGGCCGAACGGAUAAAUAGAGUUCUCGCCCCCUGCCUAGCAAAACUAACGGAUAAAGAGUCCGGCCAACAUUGGUACAAAGUUCUUCCCGAAGUCGAGCAUGCCAUUAACAACACCGUAAACCGAUCGACCGGGAAAAGUCCCAGCCAGGUGGUUUUCGGAAUUGAUCAACGUGGUCGCCAUAACGAUCAAAUUCGAGAUUUCCUCAGCGACGCCCUCGAUAGUUCUCGAGACUUAGAAACUAUCCGGGAAAAGGUCAAACAACGAAUCCAGAAAUCUCAACAACAGCAGAAAUCAAUAUACGAUGCCAAACGUAAAAUGCCUAGACGAUAUAAAUGCGGUGAUCUAGUAAUGAUCAGAAAUUUUGAAAGCACGCCAGGUAUCAGCAAAAAGCUAAUCCCACAAUUCCGCGGUCCGUACGAGAUAUCUAAGGUACUUCGUAAUGAUCGGUACAUAGUAUCAGACCCUGCUGGAUUUCAAAACUCCCAAAAGCUCUAUGUUGGAACUUGGGACACAAAUAAUUUGCGACCAUGGAUAACUCCAGCGAAUGCUGCCCCUGAUUAA